UGUAAGAAGUAGAAACAAACAUGUCCCGGGAAAGCUGAAACAGAAUCCACGUCCGGCAAGUAAAACUGGCGUGCGCGUGGAGGUGUGAAGCCGUCUGUGCUGACUCAUUUACAGCCACCGUCCAACCCAUCCUCUCUCUUCUUCCCCUCUUCCCUUCCAUUUCUCUCCUCUUCCACCAAACCCAACCAGAGAAAUUCUCCACAAUUUCCAGAUCAAACCCUCGAAUCCUCCGAACCCUCUUGAUCCGCCCCAAUUUUCCCUCCGCUGCGUCGCGAUCCGGCUCGAUCCGCAUGGAGCGCGUCUUCUCCGUGGAGGAGAUCCCCAACCCCUACUGGGCCCCGCCGCAGCCUCAAGCGGCGGCAACCGGCGCUGUUGCUGCGCCAGGAGGCGGAGGAGGAGGAGCGGGGGCAGCGUGGGACGCGGCGGGCGCGAUGAACCGCUGCUCCUCGGAGUGGUACUUCCAGAAGUUCCUGGAGGAGGCCGUGCUCGACAGCCCGGGGCCCGUGGCGGGCGUGGGGAGGGGCCGCGGUGGAGGUGGUGGAGUUGAGGCGGCGGAGAGCAAGCCGCUGGGGGUCGCGGCGGCGGCGGCCUCGGGCGCGGUUGUUGACCCGGUGGAGUACAACGCGAUGCUGAAGCAGAAGCUGGAGAAGGACCUCGCUGCCGUCGCCAUGUGGAGGGCCUCUGGUGUGACGCCUCCAGAGCGUUCUGCAGCUGGUUCGUCCUUGCCAAAUGUGGAUGUUUCACAUGCAGGCCCCUUUAAUCCCAUUGGAGGUAAUAGGAUUCCAGUUGAAAACAAGCUAGCUGUUGCUCCAGUUGAGGAAUCAGGUCCACAAGUGGUACAAAAUGCUGAUAUCCUUGUUAAGCAAGCCACUAGCUCUUCCUCACGAGAGCAAUCAGACGAUGAUGACAUGGAAGGAGAAGCUGAGACUACUGGAAACGCAAACCCUGUUCAGCAGAGACUGCAGAGAAGGAAGCAAUCCAACCGAGAAUCAGCUAGGCGUUCAAGAAGCAGAAAGGCAGCUCACUUGAAUGAACUGGAGGCACAGGUAGCACAGCUAAGAGUUGAAAACUCUUCGCUGUUAAGGCGCCUUGCAGAUGUUAAUCAGAAGUUCAAUGAGGCUGCUGUUGACAAUAGGGUGCUAAAGGCAGACGUUGAAACCUUAAGAGCGAAGGUGAAGAUGGCAGAGGAUUCUGUGAAGCGGGUGACAGGCAUGAACGCUUUGUUCCCUGCCGUAUCUGAUAUGUCAUCCCUUAGCAUGCCAUUCAACGGCUCCCCAUCUGACUCUACCUCCGACGCGGCUGUCCCCAUCCAAGAUGACCCAAACAGUUACUUUGCCAAUCCAAGCGAGAUCGGAGGUAACAACGGUUACUUGCCAGAGAUGGCUUCCUCGGCUCAAGAGGACGACGAUUUCGUCAACGCAGCACUGGCUGCUGGGAAGAUAGGCAGAACAGCCUCGCUGCAGCGGGUGGCGAGCCUGGAGCACCUCCAGAAGAGGAUGUGCGGAGGGCCAGCUUCAUCCGGGUCAACCUCCUAGACGUAUGCUCCACUGGAAGGCCCCGAGAGCAACAGUGAUAAUUUGACAAUUUCGACAUACAUUGUAGUGGACAUUGCUAAUCCUGCGAUGCGGAUUUGUUCGUUGUGGACAUAUAUGGUCAACUGGUCAUUGACUUAUUGUGCAUUCUUUAAAUGGAUCUCUAGUAGUCAUGC
This is a messenger RNA of Panicum hallii, 1708 nucleotides long. RefSeq names its product bZIP transcription factor RISBZ2-like. Gene Ontology annotation, molecular function: DNA-binding transcription factor activity. The transcript has 6 exons. Gene Ontology annotation, biological process: regulation of DNA-templated transcription. Bases 291 to 1535 code for a protein of 414 amino acids. NCBI's taxonomy places the organism in Eukaryota, Viridiplantae, Streptophyta, Magnoliopsida, Poales, Poaceae. The record is from RefSeq and is a predicted model, not a curated record.